AUGCGCAUAAUGCAACCAGCGAUUGGCAAUUUUUGCAUUGCAAUGGGUUAUCCUACCAAAAUCAAAGCUGCUGUACGCAAGCUCAAUGACCUGGUGGUUAUUGUAUCUUGUCCUUUCAGUUACUUGGGACUCUUUAAUAUAGGUGCCAGAACUGCUCUUAUACAAUGUGAAGGAGGAAUUGUGGUUUGGUCUCCGAUGAUCUAUGGCGAUUAUAUCGUUGAAGGGUUGCAGAAAUUGACUGGAAAUUCGUCCUCAAACCCAGCAGACUAUAAUGUUACUCAUAUUGUAGCAUUGAGUACUGAGCAUUACUUGGGAGUUGAUUCUUUCACUGCUCAUUUCAAAAAAGCCAAGGUGAUCUCAUCAGAAGCUACCACUCGAGUGUCAGUGGACUACAAAUUAACUGAUGCAAUUGCAAACAAGGUUAUCACUUUGAACGACAUUACUCGUGCCAAUGGCUCUGAAACAGAAAAGGGUUUUAACGAACUCGAGUUCGUUUACUUACCAUUGCACUUUGACAAAGAAGUUGUGGUUUACUUGAAACCACAAAAGAUGCUAUUUCAAGCUGACAUUCUUAUGAAUUUGGGUAUACACGGCACCACUACGGGAGACGUAGUUUUAGAGCAAUACUCACCAGAAACUGGUUACCCAAAAGGGUUCAAUCCCCAUGGAUGGAUAUCAUUUGCAACCAGAUAUUUUCAGCCAUUCAGUAAAGUAUACAAUUUAACUUUCACUCGGUUGUUUCCCAGGGCUCAUCUUUCAAAAGCGAGAAAAGGUCUAGCUGCUAUAUGUGACUUGGACUUUGAAACAAUUGUGCCUGCUCAUGGUAAUGUGGUAACCACCCGAGCAAAAGAAGCCAUGAGACAUGUGUGCCGACUUGAAAACGACUUACAAUAA
Messenger RNA from Meyerozyma guilliermondii ATCC 6260, 894 nucleotides. RefSeq lists its product as uncharacterized. The transcript has a single exon. Bases 1 to 894 code for a protein of 297 amino acids. The record is from RefSeq and is a predicted model, not a curated record. NCBI's taxonomy places the organism in Eukaryota, Fungi, Ascomycota, Pichiomycetes, Serinales, Debaryomycetaceae.